Messenger RNA from Trametes versicolor FP-101664 SS1, 684 nucleotides. Its product is annotated as tetraspanin. Lineage: Eukaryota; Fungi; Basidiomycota; Agaricomycetes; Polyporales; Polyporaceae. The transcript is spliced from 6 exons. The coding region runs from base 1 to 684 and encodes 227 amino acids. The record is from RefSeq and is a predicted model, not a curated record.
AUGCCUUCCAAGCGACUUAUGGGUGCCUUCGCCUUCGUGGACUUCUGUCUGCUGGCGGCCGGUGCUAUCCUCAUCGCAUUCUCCGAGAUAUGGCGCCAGCCUAACCUCAUGUUCAACUUCACGCUCAGCAACGAGAUGCUCACAGGCGGUUUGGUGCUCGGCAUAGUCUUCAUCAUGACCUUCGUCCUCUCCAUCGGUGCCGUCGUGCAGAAAAACCAUGUUACCAUGGGCUUUGUCCUCCUUAACUGGAUGCUCAUCGUCGACGCCCUCAUCGUCAUCGUCACUGGCACCAUCGUCUGGUACUUCACCCUCGGCGAGCGUGCCCACUACUUUGGGGUCUUUAACUCCCUCUCGCGCGACACCCGCAUCGAGAUCCAGGACAAGUUCUCGUGCUGUGGUUACUUCACACACAACGACACCGUCGAGAUCGGCGGCCAGUUCUGCGCGAACCAGACGUUCGUUGACACGCUCGUCGACCCCAACAACACGGACACGUUCCGCUGCGUCGCGCCGCUCACGAAGUUCACGGAUUUCACCCUGAACAACAUCUUCACGACUAUGUACGGCUUCAUGGCCAUCGUGGUGAUGCUAUUCCUGGCCUCGAUGUGUGUCAUCAAGCGGCGCCAGGAGGAGGAGCGGUUCAAGAAGAUCGACGCGAAGCGCGGCGGGCGUGGCUUCGUCUAA